AUGUCAGGUCUGGAGUGGGCCAGGCAUGUCAGAUUGCGGAUUUCGGAUCAGGGUUUGAGAGAUGUGAUGGAUAUGAGGGAGUUUAGAAAUGUACAUUCUCGUUCUGCUGGCCGUCCAACCAUUAAUCUUCUGAAGGAACAAGGAGCUAAGAAAGUGUUGCUGCAUGCAUUUGAUGGAAAACCUUCUGUUGCUAUGGAAGGGGUGAAAGCUGGAUUUUUCUUUUCAAUUCCACCAUCUGUCAUAAGAAGCGAGCAGAAGCAGAAAUUGGUGAAACAGCUACCACUAGAGUCAAUCUGCUUGGAAACGGACUCUCCUGCUUUAGGGCCAGAAAAACAGAUGAGAAAUGAGCCGAAGAACAUAUCCAUUUCCUGUCAGUACAUUGCACAAGUUAAAGGGAUUUCAGUGGAGAAUGUCAUGGAAGUGACAACGAGGAAUGCAUGCAAACUUUUCCCAAAGCUUCAAAAAUUAAUCCACUUAUAACCUAGAUUCUCUCUACAAUAAAAAGUAACAAAGUUGAGUAA
Rhincodon typus (whale shark) is the source of this 521-nucleotide messenger RNA. It is a transcript of the gene tatdn3, whose product is annotated as TatD DNase domain containing 3. Bases 1 to 480 code for a protein of 159 amino acids. Lineage: Eukaryota; Metazoa; Chordata; Chondrichthyes; Orectolobiformes; Rhincodontidae. Gene Ontology annotation, molecular function: hydrolase activity, acting on ester bonds. The record is from RefSeq and is a predicted model, not a curated record. The transcript has 5 exons.